GCUCAGCUGUCAACACACACGUUCGUAUGAAAAAGGAAGGAAGGAUUGAAAAACAGUGGGGAGAGAGAGAGGAGGGCAGACAAAAGCCCACAGCCUCAGACGUGUGACCAGCCAGUUUAUGCUGCACGCCGGUUCCCAAGCGGUCCGUCAAUGGCCAUGGGUUCGUCAACAGACGAGGACUUUAAAGAAAAGCUGCUGUGGAACGUGAAGCGGGAGGUGAAGCAGAUUAUGGAGGAAGCAGUCACCAAGAAGUUUGUGCACGAGGACAGCAGCCAUGUCAUCGCUCUGUGCAGUUCAAUCGAGGCUUGCCUCGGACACAUGCUGAAGCGCAGGGCUGCGGGCUUUCUCCGCAGCGAUAAGAUAGCCGCCCUCUUCACCAAGAUCGGCAAGGUGAACACUAUGGCAGGAGAGGUGUGCCGCAAAGUCCAGGAGCAGCUGCAGCAGCAGGCUGAGUUAACCAGGAGGGCACAGAGCACAGGACCGGAGCCCCUCCAUAGGCAGGGAUCCACUGCAGGUCGAGGGCCCCAGCCACUCUCCGCCCAGGCCAUCAAGCACAUUUGGGUCCGCACUGCCCUUUUUGAGAAGGUCCUGGACAAAAUCGUGCAGUAUAUUGUAGACAACUCAAGUAAGUAUUAUGAGAGGGAAGCCCUGAUGCAUGACUCUGUGUUCGGCCCAAUCCUAGCAGCGCUACUGGUUGGGCCCUGUGCUCUGGAGUACACCAAGCUGAAGACGUCAGACCAUUUCUGGACGGACCCCUCAGCCAACGAAUUGGUCCAGAGGCACCGUAUCCAUGGAGCCCACCGGGGCCAGGAGACCUCACCCGGCCGCAGGCCUGCUUUGGGGAUCCGGAAGAGGCAGUCUAGCAGCAGUAUGUCUGAAGAUAAGUUUGCUGCUUCAGCGAGGGAGUACGUGGAGUCUCUACAUCAGAACUCGCGUAUACAUCUGCUUUAUGGAAAGAACAAUGUGCUCGUUCAACCGAAGAAGGACAUGGAAGUGCUGAGGGGUUACUUGUCCCUGCAUCAGACCUCUGAGACACUCACACUGAAAUGGACGCCCAACCAGCUGAUUAACGGCACUCUGGGGGACUGCGACCUGGAGAAGAGUAUUUAUUGGGACUACGCGUUGACUGUGCCUUUAAGACAAAUCGUCUGCAUCCACUGUCACCAGCGGCCGGAUUGUGGUGGUACUCUGGUGUUGGUGAGUCAAGAUGGCAUCCAGCGGCCGCCCCUGCACUUCCCUCCUGGGGGCCACCUGCUGGCCUUCCUAUCCUGCUUGGAAACAGGGCUGUUGCCCCGGGGUCAACUAGAGCCCCCGCUCUGGUCCCAGAAGGGCAAGGGUAAAGUCUUCCCUAAGCUGCGGAAGAGGAACAGCACGGCACGCUUGGUGGAUCAGGAUGGGGAAGGGGAGGAGCCAGUUGCUGCAGACUACGUUUUCCGCAUUGUUUACCCAGGACACCGCCACGAUUCCAUCACUAUAAACUACCACCACACCACGGGCAGUCGCGCGCCCUCUCUGGACGACGAUGAGGAGGAGGAAGAUAGACUUCACGCAAUGAUCUCAAUGAUCUGCUCACGGAACCUCACAGACCCUAAUGUCAUGAAAGACCACGGGGACAUGAUGGAGAUGCAGGCUUUCGGAGGCAGCCCGUCGUCAUGGCAGCAGGCCGAGUGUGCUAGUCACGUGUCGUCAUGUCUGUCCUGCUCCACUGGGGGCAGUAACGCCUCUGUGGAGCUUCCUGCAGGAUGCACCUGCAUGCAUGACCGAAUUCCACUCAAAAUGCUGUGCCACAAUAUGAAGAGGCAGAUCGUCUCCAGAGCUUUCUAUGGCUGGCUUGCAUACUGUCGGCAUCUGUCCACUGUGAGGACACAUCUGUCAGCACUGGUCAACCACAACAUCGUCCCCCCGGACAAACCUUGUGAAGCCUCUGGAGGCCUCAGCAAAGAUGUCUGGAGCAAAUACCAAAAAGACUGCAAGAACUAUAAGGAGCUGGAGCUGCUGCGAUUGGUUUAUUAUGGAGGGGUGGAGCAUGAGAUCAGGAAAGAGGUGUGGCCCUUUUUACUGGGCCAUUAUAAGUUUGGCAUGGGCAAGAAAGACAUGACACAGAUUGAUGAGAAGAUCGCUGCCCGAUAUAAGCAAGUGAUGCGAGAGUGGAAAGCCUGUGAGGUCAUUGUGAAACAGCGAGAGAAGGAGAUGCAGUCAGCCAUUUUCGCCAAGCUGUCGUCAGGAAGCAGCAUUGACAGCCAUGUUAUGAGGCUAAUCCACAGAGACUCCACCCUCAGCAACGAGGUGUUCAUGUCAGUGGAUGAGCCUGAUGGGGCGGGCCAGGACAACCGCCAUGGGGGGGAUAACACCCCCACCAUGGGCACGGUAGUCAACCCUGCCGCUCUGGCUCCAGAUGAUCGGCCGCUUGUUGAGUUUGAUUCCCCAGACUCAGGCCUUCCCUCUUCUAGGAAUUACUCAGUAGCGUCAGGACACUCCCAGAUCCUGUCCAGCAUUGAGGAUGGGCAAAGCAUGGAGGAAGAGCCAGGAGACGACACCACGCCCAGAGGAGAGCAGAGUGGGCGGGACUCACUGAGUGAGGACAGGCUAUGCAGUCAGCUGGACAAGCUGGUGACUGAUAGCGAAGGUGUUCCACCAUCCUUCUCCUCAUAUACGAUUGAGCUCUUGGAUACAGUGGCUCUGAACCUGCACAGAAUAGACAAGGAUGUUGCACGCUGUGACCGCAACUACUACUACUUCACCCCCAGCAACCUGGAGAAACUGCGUAACAUCAUGUGCAGUUAUGUGUGGGAACAUCUAGAAGUGGGCUAUGUUCAGGGCAUGUGUGACCUGUUAGCCCCUUUAAUGGUCAUCUUGGAUGAUGAGUGCCUCGCCUACAGCUGUUUCACUCAGUUAAUGAGGAGGAUGAGUCAGAACUUCCCCAAUGGAGGAGCCAUGGACACUCACUUUGCCAAUAUGAGGUCCUUGAUACAGAUUCUUGACUCGGAACUGUUUGAGCUGAUGCACCAGAAUGGAGAUUACACUCACUUCUACUUCUGUUACCGCUGGUUCCUGCUGGACUUCAAGAGAGAGCUGCUCUAUGAAGAUGUGUUUGCGGUGUGGGAGGUGAUCUGGGUGGCACCUCAUAUUUCCUCCCAGCACUUUGUGCUCUUCAUUGCGCUGGCUCUGGUGGAGGUGUACCGAGAAAUCAUCCGUGACAACAACAUGGACUUCACAGACAUCAUCAAGUUUUUCAACGAAAUGGCAGAACGGCAUGACGUCCAGCACAUCCUGAGGAUAGCGCGCGAGCUGGUGUACAAAGUGCAGACGCUUAUAGAGAACAAGUGAGCUGAGCGAGGGCGAGAGAAACUGCACCAAAGCUCACUCCCAGCUCCCAGCUUCAGCGCCCUGUUCCUCAUCACCCCCUCUCUCCAGAGUCCGCUCGGAGGGAGAGAGGGAGGGAGAGGGAUGGAGAGAGCACUCUCUCUUUCUCUCUGACUCCACUGGGGUAAAGCGAUGAGACUGCCUGGGACCUGCUGCUGGCCUUAGAGGCCUGGACACGUCCUCUUUUGGUAUCCUUUGCCUGUCACAGAAUGCCAUUGUGUCAGACCUUUGGAAUUGUCUGCAUGCUUGUGGGAUUUGAGCACACUGUGACUGAGGUUUUUUUUUUUUUUUUUAUAUAUAAAGUUUUCGGCUGUACACUCCUCCAGUAAACACCGCCUUCAAUCAGGUCCAUCCCACGUCCACUUUCUAGAAAUGACUCGAGCCUUCUGUGUGCGCACAACACGGUUCUCUUUUACCAGUGACUGUUUUUUUCCCUGCCAAAAGUAAAAAAAAGUAUUCCGCACCUACCAGUGACUCUCAGGAGGAUCGCUUCUUCUACUCGUCUGCCUUUUAUUCGAGAUGGCGCUGAGCACAUUUUCCAGAUAAUUCUACAGAGCCUGACUUUAACAGUACCUCUCCAAAAGCAAAGGUCAGAUCCACUAAAGAAUCCACUAAGCCACGAAGACAAGUUAUUAAAGCAUCCAUUUGUGACCAAAAGGACUGUGCCAAUGAUAAUGACCUUGUCAUAGUAUUUCUACAUCAUGUCCUUGUGUUUUGUCCCUAUGACUUCUCUGGCCCUGUUUUUCCUUCCAGACCUUCUUCUGGAACUCUUCUGAUGGUUGAUGGAGAGAAAAAAAAAAGCUGAUGUUGCCUUCGUUCCUUGUUUUACAACCUGUAUCGCUACUUUUUGCACUUUGAAACUGUCCCUCGGCAGAUGCCAGUGAUGCUCCUUGGUCAGCUUGAACAGGAGGAGAAGGGGCAGAGGCAUAAUUCCCAGAAUCCUCUCCUGCCCUCGUCUGACGUUCAGAGAACCCAGUUGGUCUGAAAGGAGAUGAGCUGCUUCCACAUGAUGGCUACACAGCCAUGUGCAAUGUGACGAGACCAGUGCCUCUCGGGUGUGCCACAUCAGGGAUGUUGGAUGGCUUCUUUAAACCCAGAUUAGUGUGCAGUUCUGAGUUCAUUCACUGGAACAUCUCAUAGAUUUUGACUGAGCCUGAACUACAGUAUUGGCCAGGAGAUCAGCACAGACAUUCCAUGUAUUUAGUAGAUCCUCCCUCUAAAGCUGAAGUAGGGGUGGGUAAUAUGACAAAAAUUUAACAUUACCUUUCCUGAGGUUUGAUUAGUUGAUAGGAUAACUGCUUCAGUAGAGCCACACUGGGACCGACCUGGGAUCGGAUUCCCAAAAGCUUUACUAAGGAAUGUUUAGUUACACUUUACUUUAGAGUGCUGUUCAUAAGGCUACGUGAUACCUACAUAAGCUUGUCAUAGAAACUGACAUAACCUUGCACAGAUGUUUAUAAAUCCUUAUUCCAAUAACUUUGAACAAAAUUGCCAAAUGUAACCUUUAUAGCAAAUGAUGCCUAUUGGAAUAAGCAUUUAUAAACAUUUAGAAAGGGUUAUGUCAGUUUUAUGACAGGUUUAUGUAGAUAUGAUGAACCCUGUAGUAAAGUGUUACUGAAUAUUCUUAAAUGUAAUUCUAAAAAGGAAAAAAUUCUCUUGAAGUCUUCAUUAUUUUCUUAGAAAAUAUUCACAUUUCUUUUUUGAAGGCUGUAGGUUAUUUGGCCUACAGCCUAUAAAUAUCCUGCUACAUUUUAAAAUUUACAUUAAAAGGCACAAGAAACCCUUUUUUAAUCUGCUCAUCUUGCGAGGUCAGCAAAAUAAAGAUGAAACAACACUAAACCAAACCUUCAACAACUGAUGUAAAAAUGUAGCAAACAACAGCUAGAAGAGAUGUGGAGGGAAUAGCCAACAGGAACAAAUACUCAUUGUUCAACUUUAAGAUUAUAUUUAGUGAAACAGAACUUACACAGAAUAUUAUAUAUUACACAAAUAUUUAGGGACAUAUUUCAAGAAUAGCACUUCUUACAGUUGUUCUUGAGAGGAAAAUUAAGAAGGAAAUAGGAAAAAAAAUCAUUCCUAAGAGGUUUUAAAUAUAUAAAAGAAAUAAAUAAAAUAAAGAGUAAUAUUUUGAACUUUUUUUCUUAAGUAUUUUCUUUCUCACGACACUUUUGUGAAUCUGGCCCCUGAUAUGUGACUGACUGUUUAACAGGUUGAAGAUUCUUCCCAAGGGGCUGAUUUUAGCACUUUAAGUUCUUUAGCUAUAAGUUCUUCAGAUCAGUGACACUGCUUCCUUGUUUUCCAAACAUUUCACAUUGAACAUCACUGCAUCUGUUAUGCACCAGUUAUGCUCUCUCUGAUGUCUGACAUCAUAGGGAUUCAAUUUGCACUAUUCAGAUGAUGAGAUGUUACUUUAGACACCUACAGGAGCCCAUGUUAAAUAUGCUUUUAAUGAAGCAAGAUGUAUGCGUAGUUUAUUGUGAUGAUAUUAUAUUGUCAUAUUGCCCAUCCUGAAGCUGAAGGUGAUCUCCACCCCUCCUGUGUUUCAGGAAUAGCUCCUCUUCAGUACACAUACACUCUUAAAAGUAAAGGUACUUAAAAAGUUUUUUUGGAGUAAAGCCAUAGACCAGGGGUGUCCAGCCUGGUUCUGGACAUCUACUGCUCUGCAGUCCUAAUCUAACACAUCUAAUCUGGCACACCAGAAUAUUACCAGCAGGUGUGUUGAACCUGAACUCUUCAGGGCAGUAGAUCACCAGGUUAAGGGUUGGUAAUCGUCUCAUAGAGGAACCAGUUGGACCACUACCUGUUCAUUGAGUGGCUAUCUAAACAAUUACUGAAAUGAAAGGUUCUUCUAGAGCAGAGGUCUUUGGAACUUUUUGGUCUGUUGCAUCAGCAGUUCAGUUAACUACCAGUGAUUACAGAACAAAGGACAAGAGAUGAAUUCAAGGUCCUGAGUCAAAGACCUCCAUUCUAUGGUAUCCCUCCAAAGAGGCCUUUUCAGCACCUUUAUUUUGAAGAGCGUAAUGCUAUUGGUGCUCACAUCUAGAAAGACCUAAAAGUGUCGCACAUUCCCCUUAAUGUCUUCCCCUAUCCUGAGCUACUGCUGCCUGACUCCAUCCCCACAAGCUAGAACCCCCUCAUGUUUACCCAUGUAAGGCUUCUGGAUCAACUGGCAGGUAGCUUUUGGGAAUUUCCCUGCUGACCCUCUAUAGUUACUGUGCCUCAAACUCAUAAACUCUUAUCAGUCGUCUUCGGUUCAGCCUGUGAGUAUGUGUGAGGGACGUCUGGCCCUACGAAAGAUUACUUCCAACAGGAGCUUGUGUACCAAAGCCUCUAGAACAUCAUCUUUGGUGUCAUACAGUUGUGCAAUCUCAAAACAUAACUCAAAGACUGUUGAUUAGAUGUAUGAAAGAGAGAGUUUUCUUGAUUUGUACUGUGAAAAAAAAACAAUUUAUUAUCCUUUAUUCCCAUGUCUGCUACUAUAGUGUACAUACAGAAGCGAGAGGAAGAAGCUGCCCUGGUGUUUGGCGAGGCCAGUAAAGACAAUUGUAUUUUAAACUCUAUUUUUCACUUUGGUUGUUGAGACAUGCUUUGAAGAAAGCCGUAUAACUGGAGAACUGUACAAUUUGAAUGUGGGGAAACCUUUGUUCCAUGUUGACUGUUAUGUUCCUUAUUUAUCGUUGUGCGCUGGAUUCUACUCAUUUGAAAAUAUAUAAAUAUAUUUUGUUUGGACACCAAUCUCUGAAUGAUGAAGUAUGUAUUGUACUGGAUGUAUCAUUUACCUUGAAUGUAUGUAUUAUGGAGAAAAAAAGCUGUUCCUAAAAUAUUUUCACAGGAUUAAGUUUCAUUGCUCAAAAUACAGUUGUUUUUUCAACAGUGACGCAGAGGAAAUGCACAAGCCUGGGUCUAUGUGUUUGUAUAUUAACAGUAGUUGAAAGAAUGAGCUGUUUUAAUUAUUCAAGCAUGUAAUUUGCAUGUCAUAAGCCAACUGCACCACAAGUGGGCGCCCUGGUCAAGCAAAUAAAAUGACGCACAGCGACCAGAGCAGUGGGCAACAGAUGUGGAGAUUCUGAAAAUAUCAGUAUCCACUCACUGAGUGAAUCCUAGUUCAGCACUGAGGCUAUAUGUGAGACCACCGUCACAUGCACAUUAACUCCCACCACCCUACUGCAACUGGGGCUGUUUUUUUUGACACGGAUUAAGCUUUAAGCUCUUUACAUGGGGAAAUCACAGUUAAGACAGUAAUUUAGACUGAGAUUAAGCUUAAGCUGUGUUUAGAAAACCACCCCCUACUAAGACACAACACCAGUCACAUUCAGCGAGAAGACUAGAGUGUUUGACUAUGAAAGCAAUAGUUCAAAAAAAGUAACCCAAACUUAGUUGAUCAGUCAAAACAUGUUCAUUAUCUCAAAUUUGCUUCUGGACUCUGUGAGGGUCAUGUAGCUAAUAAGCAGUGAAAGCUUAUUUACAGCAAACUGCACCAACUGGUUAAGAAAUCUAAAAGUGACUUGCUUCUGUGGUUUCUGAUAGUGCACAGUGCUAUAUAAAAGUAAUAGACCACCUUUCAUUUAUUUAUUUGUCAGUAAAAACAGCCAUUAAGUAAAAAUGAUUGUG
Messenger RNA from Pygocentrus nattereri (red-bellied piranha), 7974 nucleotides. It is a transcript of the gene sgsm2, whose product is annotated as small G protein signaling modulator 2. Gene Ontology annotation, molecular function: GTPase activator activity. Bases 151 to 3327 code for a protein of 1058 amino acids. The transcript has 24 exons. NCBI's taxonomy places the organism in Eukaryota, Metazoa, Chordata, Actinopteri, Characiformes, Serrasalmidae. The record is from RefSeq and is a predicted model, not a curated record.